AUUUGACUGCCAGCCAUCACUCGGCUUGGCUUCCAUAGUUCCGUGGGAUCUCUUCCCUCGCCGUGGCAGGUAUAUUCUCCGCCGUUGAAUCGCUCCCGGAGUGCGUCUCCGGCGUUCAGAUCCUACAAUGAAGCAGCUUCAUAAACAACCCAGCCUCAACCAGAAUGCCCAGAUCCCGACCUACGCCGUCAAGCCCGGCAAGCCGCCGGCACGCUCCGCCGCUUCCUCGCCUUCCUUCCUCCGGGCUGCCUUCGGUUACCUCCUCCGCGAGCAGCGCCUUCUCUUCGUCCUCGCCGGCGCUAUCAUUGCCUCCACCUUUUUCCUUCUCCACCCCUAUUACAACUCCUCUCUCUCCCACUCCCACCCCGACGAUCACCUCAACCAACGCAUCCUUGAUAAUUUCCAGCACACCUCCUCCUACGACAGUGGCCGCAGCGGCGCCGUUGCCGUCAGUAGCGGUGGGAGGAGAGUGCCGGUGGGGUUGAAGAAGCCGUCGAAGCGGAUCGUAGUCACCGGAGGUGCCGGAUUCGUCGGAAGCCAUCUGGUGGACAAGAUUCUGGCGAGGGGGGAUAGCGUCAUCGUGAUCGAUAAUUUCUUCACCGGGAGGAAAGAAAACGUGGCGCAUCACUUCGGGAACCCGAGGUUUGAGCUGAUCCGCCAUGACGUCGUCGAGCCGAUCUUGCUGGAGGUCGACGAGAUCUACCAUCUCGCUUGCCCGGCGUCGCCUGUGCACUACAAAUAUAACCCUAUCAAGACCAUCAAGACAAAUGUGAUGGGGACAUUAAACAUGUUGGGUUUAGCAAAGAGAAUUGGAGCUCGUUUUUUGCUGACAAGUACUAGUGAGGUAUAUGGCGACCCACUUGAGCACCCACAAAAAGAGACAUACUGGGGCCAUGUCAAUCCCAUAGGUGUUAGGAGUUGCUAUGAUGAAGGAAAGAGGACGGCAGAAACUUUGACCAUGGAUUACCAUCGUGGUGCUGGACUUGAGGUUCGUAUUGCACGUAUAUUCAAUACGUAUGGGCCUCGGAUGUGCCUUGAUGAUGGCAGGGUGGUCAGCAACUUUGUUGCUCAGGCUCUUCGAAAGGAACCUAUGACUGUCUAUGGUGAUGGAAAGCAAACUCGGAGUUUCCAAUUUGUUUCAGAUUUGGUUGAUGGAUUAGUAGUGUUAAUGGAAGGUGAGCACAUUGGACCUUUCAACUUGGGUAAUCCUGGGGAGUUCACCAUGCUCGAGCUAGCUGAGGUUGUAAAAGAGGUUGUUGAUUCUUCGGCAGCCAUAGAAUUCCGGCCUAAUACUGCUGACGAUCCACAUAUGAGAAAACCUGACAUAUCAAAAGCAAAAGAGCUGCUGAACUGGGAGCCCAAGAUUACCUUACGACAAGGACUGCCCCUAAUGGUGACCGACUUCCAAAAGCGGAUUCUGAGCCCUGAGAAUUAAUCCAUGAUUAAGAAAAUGAUGUCUACAUCCUAUUCCAUGCUAUUCUUUUGUUAACUGAUAUAUGAUCACUGUAGCUUCUAAAAUUCUUGAAGUAGCCAGUUACCCUACUAAUAGAUUCUAAGUUAGUCACUGUUUAUGCCAUGUGAGAUAUGGUUUGGAGACAAUCGCAGGCAUGUCGAAUGGUUUGGUGCCUCCUCUCACAAUAUUAUUGAACUGGAAAAUAGAAGCUGGUAAGUUUACACAAUUGGGAAUGUCAUAAGAAUAUGAAUGAGAAGCCAAUGUAGUCAUGCAACUAGUGACCUGAAACUUGUGAUUGUACCAGAACAAUGAAUGUUUUCGGCUCAUAUAAUACUUCCCUUUUGUUGGCAAUGGAUAUUGUAAUGAAAAUUCUUCCCAGGGUUUAUCCUGGCCAUCA
Messenger RNA from Zingiber officinale, 1850 nucleotides. Its product is annotated as UDP-glucuronic acid decarboxylase 1-like. Gene Ontology annotation, cellular component: cytoplasm. The record is from RefSeq and is a predicted model, not a curated record. Gene Ontology annotation, biological process: D-xylose metabolic process. The transcript is spliced from 7 exons. Gene Ontology annotation, molecular function: NAD+ binding; UDP-glucuronate decarboxylase activity. NCBI's taxonomy places the organism in Eukaryota, Viridiplantae, Streptophyta, Magnoliopsida, Zingiberales, Zingiberaceae. The coding region runs from base 128 to 1435 and encodes 435 amino acids.